AGACAGUAAUACCGGCUAGAACCCAACAACCCAACCUCCCUCCCUCCCACGAAGCUCCAGCGCAUUGCCCCAUUACAGCUUGUGUUAGAGAUUUCAGCACCGGGACAGAUCCUACACUGUCUAUGGCAACAUGGCGACAGAGUUUCACAACCUACAGGAGCUGCGGCGAAGCGCCUCGCUGGCCACCAAAGUGUUCAUUCAGAGAGACUACACUGAGGGCACCACCUGCCAGUUCCAGACCAAGUUUCCAGCCGAGCUCGACAGCCGCAUUGAGCGGCAGCUCUUCGAGGAAACAGUGAAGACUCUCAACAACUACUACGCAGAGGCCGAGAAGAUUGGGGGUCAGUCAUACCUAGAGGGCUGUCUGGCCUGUGCCACGGCCUAUAUCAUUUUCCUAUGCAUGGAGACGCGCUACGAGAAGGUGCUGAAGAAAAUCUCCAGGUACAUCCAGGAGCAGAAUGAGAAGAUGUAUGCUCCCCGUGGCCUGCUUAUCACAGAUCCCAUUGAGAGGGGCAUGAGGGUGAUUGAGAUCUCCAUCUUCGAGGACCGUGGCAGCAGUGGCUCCAGCUCCAGCUCCAGUUCCACCUCCAGCAGCAGUGGCCGGUGACUGGAGGAACGGCCCCAGGGGUAUGGGUAUCGGGGUGCUGGGGGGCUCCCCAAGAUCCGCAUGCUGAAACAUGAGAGCACCAGGUUCUGAGGGGAGCAUAGUCACAGCCAGGGGAUCACACUCACACCACUCCUUCUUAGACUAUGUUUCCAUGGGCACACAUCAAUCUCUUUUUUAAUUGUAUUGUGCUGAUAGCUAUCUUCGGACAACAUGGUCAACAGCAGUGUACAUUUCCUCCGCCAGUGUGCCUCAACCCUUCACUGUCUGACAUGUGGAGAGGGUAGUGUUAGUGCCCACCCAAUCCAUUGCUUCUCAGAGGCACUGCCAGUAAUGUGCCACUAAGUGCCAAUUUUGAAGUUGAUUUUUGUCGUCGACCCUUUUCUCUUGGAACAGGGGGAGUUGUUUUACACAAGCCCCAAAACGGCCAUCAGAUUACAAUGGCUUUAGGUCACUAUUGAUCAGGGACUUCAUAUUGACAAGCUGCUAAGCCACUUGCUUUGUGCCUUCAUGCUAGUUUGUGCAUUCCUAUGGAUAAUUGUUUUAGAGAGUUUGCCAUUGCAGAAGCUGUACUAUCGACUGAACAACUGCUUAAGGCCAUAGCUGUAAAAGUAGCAACAAUUGUAAAAAAUAAAAAAGAAGGAUAGAUGUCAAUGAAUGGAUUUCCUUUACAGACACACUUUAUUAAAAGCUUAGGAAACAAUGUUGUUAAUGUGGUUAGGGGCAGGCACAGCUCAAGGCAGUCUUAUGGACCCAUGGAAACAGUCUUAUCUUUAAUUUGUUUCAUUCAAUGUCCUUGAGUUUAAGUGUAUUUAUUUACUAGUUUAUUAAUUUGUUCAUUCGUUAAUCUGUUCCUUUAUUUUUGUAUAUAUGUAUUUAUUUAUUUGUUUAUUUGUUUAUUUAUUUAAAAUUUCAGGAAUAUCGCUAGGGUAGGCCUAUGUGCAUGCUGAUUCAUUAUUAAGGAGACCCUUCCCUCCUUGGCAAAGUGAAGCUUCUUGAAGAAAGUGCACCAGUUCACAGUGGAUCAACAUGUCUUAAACUUCCUUCAGCUUCAGCACACCCCCUCCAUGCUGAGGUACUGUGAAAUGGACCACACCAGGACCAAGACCAGACUGAAACCCUAAGGAUAUGAUCCUUUGUCUAUUUGUCUUUUCCAGUUUAGGACACCUACAAGUUUUCACACUAUAUUUGGAAAUACCCCCCCCCCCCCCCCCC
Messenger RNA from Polyodon spathula (Mississippi paddlefish), 1819 nucleotides. Its product is annotated as golgin subfamily A member 7B. Gene Ontology annotation, biological process: protein targeting to membrane; peptidyl-L-cysteine S-palmitoylation. The record is from RefSeq and is a predicted model, not a curated record. Bases 131 to 607 code for a protein of 158 amino acids. NCBI's taxonomy places the organism in Eukaryota, Metazoa, Chordata, Actinopteri, Acipenseriformes, Polyodontidae. Gene Ontology annotation, cellular component: palmitoyltransferase complex. The transcript has 5 exons.